Messenger RNA from Sardina pilchardus (European sardine), 1286 nucleotides. RefSeq names its product ras-related protein Rab-33B-like. Gene Ontology annotation, molecular function: GTPase activity; GTP binding. The transcript is spliced from 2 exons. NCBI's taxonomy places the organism in Eukaryota, Metazoa, Chordata, Actinopteri, Clupeiformes, Clupeidae. Gene Ontology annotation, biological process: Rab protein signal transduction; regulation of exocytosis. The record is from RefSeq and is a predicted model, not a curated record. Bases 137 to 820 code for a protein of 227 amino acids.
UCAAUGCCAUCCACAGGGCACUGCCAGUGGUGAACAGAUGACACAUCAGCUUUGUGGAGGAAGGUCACCGCAGUGAUUUUCUCUGCUGCUUACAGACUCUGUGGCACUCUUGAUCGUGAAACAUUACCGCUUUAGGAUGGAAUCCUCAAUUGAAUUCUCCACAUCACCUACAGGAACAGCGACGCGUUACCGAAUUUUUAAAAUUGUCGUGAUUGGGGAUUCAGGAGUUGGCAAAACUUGCCUUGCGUACCGAUUUUGCGCUGGGAAGUUUCCAGACAAAACUGAAGCCACCAUCGGUGUCGACUUUCGUGAGAGAAUUCUUGAUAUUGAAGGAGAAAAAAUAAAGGUCCAGCUCUGGGACACGGCGGGCCAGGAGCGGUUCCGAAAGAGCAUGGUCCAGCAGUACUACCGUGGCGUGCACGCCAUCGUGCUGGUCUUCGACGUGUCCAACCCCGCCAGCUUCAGCAGCCUUCCGCUGUGGCUGGACGAGUGCCGGCGCAACGCCCUGGGCCAGCAGGUGCCCCGCAUCCUGGUGGGCAACAAGUGCGACCUGGUGCAGGGGUGCAGCGUGUGGAGUGGCACUACCAGCGAACAGGUGCGCAGGUUUGCCGAGGCCAACGCCAUGACCUUCUACCAGACCUCGGCCAAAGGUCCUGAAGGCCAAGGCGACCAUGUGGGUGCCAUCUUUCUGUCGCUGGCCCACAGGCUGAGGAAGCAGCGGACUUGUCCCUCGCCCCAGAGUGAGGCACUCGGCAGUUUCAAGCUGAUGUCCAAAAACAAAGCAGAGAAGGAUAAAUGGGCCUGGGCCUGUGGCUGCUAAGAGUAACAUGAAAACUUUCAUGGACUCUCACCUACUGGGACACGUGUAUGGAGCUUUUACAUACAGAGUGAAACAAAAUAAACCAUAUGUCUGGAUUGUGAGAGGAAGUGGGUGAGAAUAUGUACUAUAUCCAUCAAUACUUGUCCCCUGACUUUCCAAACCAAAGACGAAAAUGAAUAUUCUGAUUAAAUGUGAUCUUUUAAUGAUCUUUAAUGAUCUUUUCAUGUAAAUCUUUCCCAUUGGCGAUUGGAACAAUGUACCUUUGGAAUACCACACUGUUCUCAGAAUUUUAGAGUAUUUUUGUAUAUAUUUUUUAUAUAAUUGAUAGUGCCAUUCAAUAAAGAAAUCAGUCAUCAUUUAUUUAAUCUAUUUUGGAUUUAAUUUGCAUCCAGUCUGAGUGCAUUAGAUGUGUUGAUUAGUGUUGCAAAUGAAAUCAAGAUUAAAGGUUGAACACAUUGUAUUAUCA